AUGUACAUCCCGGAGGGACGUGUUGACUACUUCUCCGCCAUCCGCGACCUCGGCAUCUCCGACUCCAAACUGAAGGCUAUGGAAGACAUACCCUUCCCUCAAGCACUCUUCUUGAUAUUUCUCAGCUUCAUCUUCUUCGGAAGCAUAGCGCUCGGAACCAAUACGCUUGUGGCCUACCUUGAUGACCGGUACAAUCCACCACAAUACUACUACGGGGACAACCUACGAACGGUGCCCCUUCUGCGCAGCUUUAGGGAUCAGUCAGAGCCGCUCCCUCGAUAUGAGCGCGAGGACCCUACUGCGAGACCGCUUCUUGCUUUCGAAGGGAACACUCCGCCUCCCGCGUAUGGUACUGUCUUCCAUAUUCCUGCGCCAUAUGAGGACGACGAGGGCGACGAGGACUAUGCAGCAGGAUCGUCAUCGGUUGCACCAGACAGCAGCUAUACCGUUUACAUGGUCUAA
Colletotrichum acutatum is the source of this 462-nucleotide messenger RNA. RefSeq lists its product as uncharacterized. The transcript has a single exon. Bases 1 to 462 code for a protein of 153 amino acids. Lineage: Eukaryota; Fungi; Ascomycota; Sordariomycetes; Glomerellales; Glomerellaceae. The record is from RefSeq and is a predicted model, not a curated record.